UCUAUCAACUUCUGCCUCAGCAUCGCAUUUGCUCCAUCUCCAUGGCGUGUUCUUUUUCUCCAGCACUGCCAUCUUCUGUUUCUAAACCCAACAUCUCAAAAGCUUCUGUUUCAAAACCCUCAAAUUUGCCUUUAACUGUUUCAGUUCCAUGUGAGAAACGUCAAAGCAAAUCAUUGAGAAUCGUGAGAGCUGUUUCAAUCUCAAACCCAGAAGUGAGAACUGGUCCUGAUGAUCUGGUUCAAUCUAUUCUCUCCAAGGUGAUACAAACAGAUAGAGGAGUUUCACUGACUAAAGAAGGACACAAAGAGGUUGCUGAAGUUGCUCAGGAAUUGCAGAAAUAUUGUGUUAACGAACCAGUCAAAUGCCCUCUUAUAUUUGGAGAGUGGGAUGUGGUGUACUGUUCAAAUCCAACAUCUCCUGGGGGUGGCUACAGAAGUGCAGUGGGGCGCCUUUUCUUCAAAGCAAAGGAAAUGGUUCAAGUUGUUGAAGCUCCUGACACUGUCAAAAACAGUGUCUCUUUCACUGUCUUGGGUUUCCUUGACGGAGAAGUCUCUUUGAAAGGAAAACUUUAUGUCUUGGAUGACAAAUGGAUUCAAGUUAUUUUCGAACCGCCGGAACUCAAAGUUGGAGGAUUGGAGUUCCGGUACGGUGGUGAGAGUGAGGUUAAGCUGCAGAUCACAUAUAUAGAUGAGAAGAUCAGGCUGGGAUUAGGAUCCAGAGGCUCUUUAUUUGUAUUCCAAAGACGCAAGUAGACAGUGUAAACAACUGUAGAGAUUUUCUUUUGGUUCCGUGGCUUUUGUAUUGACCAUAAUUUCAUCCUAAAUGCUUCUUUGCAAAUUGCAAUAACAAUCAGCGUAAUCUUUGCAA
This is a messenger RNA of Pistacia vera, 867 nucleotides long. Its product is annotated as probable plastid-lipid-associated protein 8, chloroplastic. The record is from RefSeq and is a predicted model, not a curated record. Lineage: Eukaryota; Viridiplantae; Streptophyta; Magnoliopsida; Sapindales; Anacardiaceae. The transcript has 4 exons. Bases 42 to 752 code for a protein of 236 amino acids.